AUGGAUGAGAAUCUAUCAUUAGAGGCUGUGCCGCUUCAGCGACCCCACCUGUUUGCCGUUCAGCGCAGAAAGGGCGGCAGCAGCGCCGAAGGCAGCAGGCAGAACAGCAGCAGCAGCAGCAGCAACAGAUGCAUCAAAAGCAGUACAGGACUUCUGGCGAAAUGCAUGCUGCCCAUAGAGUGCCGUUCCACUCAUUCGAAGAGCCUUCUAGUGGGCCCACCCCUCUGCCCUGCUGCUGCGCAUGCAGCAGCCGCAACAACAGCAGCAGCAGCGACCGGCUACACCGUGCCGAGACCUGUGCAUGCUGCGCUGCAUACAUGCAACCUCCACAGCUAUAGGGGAGCAUCCACGUCUGUGGAUCAACAGCCCCAGCGAGCCCAUUUGCUUCAGGGGCCCUUCAAGGGGCCCCCUUGGGGGCCCCCUGAGGGGGGCCAAUCAGAAGCGCAGAAGGCGGAUGCAUGCACAAGCCCAGCCUCUCUCUUUUGGAGCUCUCUUCAACGCAGAGGGAUUCUUGAAUUGCAACAAGACAACAAGCCGAACUGGUACUCAGCAACCUCUGCUGCUCCUGCGGCGCCGCUGACACAGCACACAACACGCAGCAGGUGCAGCAACCCAGACAGCAGCAGCAGCAGCAGUAGCAGCAGCAACAGUAGCAACAGUAGCAACCGCAACAGUAGCAGCAGCAACUGCUGGAAAAAUAGUAAUAGUAUGCCGCAGGCAUCGUGGGCGUGUCUGCGCCAGCCGCAGCAGCGCAACCCACAACAGCAGGAGCAGCAGCAACAGCAACGUGCUUGGCCUGCAACGAGUGAUGGCUGGAGCUGCGCGAGAUGCUGCAGCUCAACAGGCAGUCUCUUGCGAGGGCGUUUGUCUGCUGCAGGGCUUGAGGCCCUAGUUGAUGGGGCUGGGAGGUCUGUUGCUGCUGCUGCAAGGCCUGCUGCACCUGCUGCUGUUGUUGCUGCUGCGGGGGACAGCGCUUCCCCCUUUGCUGCGUCGACCGCAGGAGGGCGCGGCUACGGCAGAUGCCCCCCAACAGCAGCAGCAGCAGCAGAUGAAGAAGAUGAAGCAGCUCCCGGCAGCCUUGCAGCAUCUCAUUGCAACCCCUGGAGCGUACGCACUGCAAAACGACGCCCCUUAAGUGCGUGGGGCCCUAAACGAGGAAAUGCUGCUUCUGCUGCUGUGCGUUGCAGCAGCUCGGGGGCCCAGGUGGGGCCCACCGCUGCGAGGCGCUCUCGAACAUCAUGCCUUGCUGCUGCGGCGGCCUCAGCACAACGGAGCAACAGCACCAGCUGCAGCAGCAGCAGCAAGACCACAGCAAGCACUAGAACAGAAACAGCGACAGCAGCUGUCUGCAGGCACGCUGCAGCUGGCAGCCGUAGGGGAUUUAUGAACGCGCAGCAGCAGCCCCAUAAGCAGCACAUUCCCUAUUCCAAGGAGCAGCUUUUCCGACGGCUGCCGCAUCUGCAGCAGAAGCAGCAGCAGCAGGGAGUGCAGCAAGUGCAGAAACAGGCACAGCAGCAACGGUCUGUACAGCAUAUAUCUGCUCCGGCGAUGCUGCAUGCUGUGGAGUACGCUUCAGCAGAUGCGGGUGGCUGCAACCAGCAUCAGCCGCAGCGGGUCGGGCAGCUGCAGCAACAGCAGCACCGGGAACGUGGCGCAUUUGGGCAGUCAGAAGGUACUGCUGGGGCUCUUUCACCUGCAGCAGAAGCAGCUGCUUCUGCUGCUGCUUCCGCUGCAACAGGGUCAACCACUGUUGCUUCAUCGGACGCAGCAGUUGCUGCGGCUGCAGCAACGGUUGCUGUUGCAGCACCACCUAUUGCUGCUGCGGCUCCCUCCGAAACAGCAGCGGUAGAGAAACUAGUGAUACCUCUUCAUGUGGAGCACAGCAGCACCGAGGAGUGUCAGCUGCUUUGCACGCAGCAGCAGCACCAGAAAACGCAGCAUCAGGACCGAAAGAAACAAGAGACAUGGCACCCGCGAGUGCAGCAGUUGCUGCAGCAGCAGCAACUGCUGGAGCACCAGAAAACGCAGCAUCAGGACCGAAAGAAACAAGAGACAUGGCACCCGCGAGUGCAGCAGUUGCUGCAGCAGCGGCAGUUGUACGCAGGCAUUGUCCUCAAGCAUUUCUGUCGGGCGCUGCAGCGCUCUGCUUUCCGCCGCCCUUGGCGGCAGCUGCUGCUGCAUGCAGCUCACCAGCACGCAUUGCAACGCCACCUGCAGCAGGCCCAGACCCCAGGGCAGCAGCAGCAGCCUGCGCAGCGAAAGCCUCCUGUGCACCAGCAGCAACAGUACACACAGCAGCCUGUACAGCAGCAGCAGCAGCAGGGCGCCCAAUGUGUAGACAUCAUGGACGUAGACCUUCACAGCCUUUCCCUUCGCGAUGAAGCCAGCAGUAGAGACGCCUGCAUGAGGCUGGAAGACUAUCGAAGGCGAUUACGACAGCAGCAGCUCCGCCACAAACAGCAGCAACAGCAGCAAAAAGAGCAGCAGCGGAAACAGCAAAAGCAGCUGCAACAGCUCAUCCAGCAGCUUGCCACUGCAGCGCAAGAGCUCAAGAAGGCUAAUGACCAACAGGAGGCCCUUCAGGGGCGUCUCGCAGCAGCCCUCUUCCGGUUGCAGCAGCUGGAGCAGCAGCAGUCGCCCCAACUGCAGCAACAGCACCACCGGCGGCAAGGUGCUCCUCGCCUACUUGUCUAG
This is a messenger RNA of Eimeria acervulina, 2694 nucleotides long. RefSeq lists its product as hypothetical. The transcript has a single exon. The coding region runs from base 1 to 2694 and encodes 897 amino acids. The record is from RefSeq and is a predicted model, not a curated record. NCBI's taxonomy places the organism in Eukaryota, Apicomplexa, Conoidasida, Eucoccidiorida, Eimeriidae.